Acanthosepion pharaonis is the source of this 1263-nucleotide messenger RNA. The record is from the annotation of a GenBank genome assembly. Lineage: Eukaryota; Metazoa; Mollusca; Cephalopoda; Sepiida; Sepiidae.
AUGUUUCUAUCUAUCUAUCUAUCUAUCUAUCUAUCUAUCUAUCUAUCUAAUUCCUUUAUAUAUUUGUCUGUUCCUAUCUAUCUAUCUAUCUAUCUAUCUAUCUAUCUAUCUCAGUCUAUCUAUCUAUCUAUCUAUGUCUGUUCAUUAUCUAUCUAUCUAUCUAUCUAUCUAUCUAAACACAAUCAUACUUAUUCAUAUGAGCCUCAUCACACCUACCUAUCGCAAUCUGUUCUGAUCUAUCUAUCUAUCUAUCUAUCUAUCUAUCUAUCUAUCUAUCUGAAUCUUCAGUACGGAUCUAUCUAUCUAUCUAUCUAUCUAUCUAUAUAUAUAUAUAUAUAUAUAUAUAUAUAUAUAUAUAUGAAUUUGUUCUCGUCUUAUGUUUAUAUCUAUCUAUCUAUCUAUCUAUCUAUCUAUCUAUCUAUCUAUCUAAACACAAUCAUACUUAUUCAUAUUAGCCUCAUCAUACCUACUUAUCUCAAUCUGUUCGUAUCUAUCUAUCUAUCUAUCUAUCUAUCUAUCUAUCUAUCUAUCUAUCUAUCUCAGUACAUCAUAUCUCUCUAUCUCAGUCUCUACAGAUCUAUCUAUCUAUCUAUCUAUCUAUCUAUCUAUCUAUCUAUCUAUCUAUCUAUCUCAGUCUGUUUUGAUGUUCUUGUUGAUUUUUAUAUCCACGCUGUCAAUAUCUAUCUAUCUAUCUAUCUAUCUAUCUAUCUGGGCUGUCUAUCUAAACACAAUCAUACUUAUUCAUAUGAGCCUCAUCAUACCUACUUAUCUCAAUCUGUUCUGAUCUAUCUAUCUAUCUAUCUAUCUAUCUAUCUAUCUAUCUAUCUAUCUAUCUAUCUAACCUCAUCAUACCUACGUAUCUCAAACUGUUCUGAUCUAUCUAUCUAUCUAUCUAUCUAUCUAUCUAUCUAUCUAUCUAUCUAUCUACCCUCAUCACACCUACCGAUCUCAAUCUGUUCUCAUCUAUCUAUCUAUCUAUCUAUCUAUCUAUCUAUCUAUCUCAAUUCAGACCUAUCUAAAGGCAAUAAGAUUUAUCCAUAUGAGCCUCAUCAUACCUAUCUAUCUCAGUCUGUUCUGAUCUAUCUAUCUAUCUAUCUAUCUAUCUAUCUAUCUAUCUAUCUAUCUAUCUAUACGGCAAUCUAUCUAUCUAUUAUCUAUCUGAAGCCAUUUAUACCUAUAUUUCUAUUUCUAUAUAUAUUUAAAGACUUACCGGGAACAGUACAGAUAUUUUUCCAUUCUUCCUUUCUUUCCUGUCACUCAUAA